Colletotrichum siamense is the source of this 1761-nucleotide messenger RNA. RefSeq names its product Swainsonine transporter swnT (gene swnT-0). The transcript has 4 exons. Gene Ontology annotation, biological process: transmembrane transport; amino acid transport. Lineage: Eukaryota; Fungi; Ascomycota; Sordariomycetes; Glomerellales; Glomerellaceae. Bases 1 to 1761 code for a protein of 586 amino acids. The record is from RefSeq and is a predicted model, not a curated record. Gene Ontology annotation, cellular component: membrane. Gene Ontology annotation, molecular function: transmembrane transporter activity.
AUGGAGAAGGCAGCCCGAAGUCAGAGUGGCAAUGAGGUAGCCGGAGAGUCGCAGUCCAUCGACCUGCCAGUUGCUGAGGUCGGCCACAUGGACAGGCCUUUCACGACAUGGACCGCUAUCGGAAUCGCCCAUUCAAUCACCAACACGGCCAUGGGAAUACUUCUCACUGUGGGCACAACUAUCCCAUUUGGUGGCGCUCCGUUGUCCUUCUUCGGCUUCAUUCUCAUGGCCUUGAUAGGAUUGAGCACAGCCACCAGUCUAGCGGAGCUUGCUUCCGCCAUUUCACAUCCUGGUGGGCAGUACGUCUGGGUGGCCCGUCUGUCUCCAGUCACGCUGGCCAUGGUAGCGAUGACCAGGACUGACUUCGAAUACAAGCCGUGGAUGGGAUUUGUAGGGUACCACAUCGUCAACAUUCUGACAGCCUCUGUUAACUGUUUCGAGCGGAUUCUUCCCCAGCUAGGAAGCGGGUGUCUCAUCUUCACGGUCCUCUCGAUCCUGGCUAUCGUGGUCAGCCUUUUUGCAGGUUCGACGGAACGAGUGACCUCAGAGCAAUUCUUCACAGACUACUACAACAUUUCUGGCUGGCCUAAAGGCGUUGCAUUCCUCAUUGGUAUCAACGGCCUGAACUGGAGCUUCUCCUGUCUGGACGCAGUUGUGCACAUUGCCGAGGAAAUCCCUCAGCCAAGCAAAAAUAUCCCCAAGGCCCUGAUGUGGACGAUUGUCGUCGGCUUCACUACCGGCAUGCUUACAAUCCUGGCACUGUACAUCAACAUCUCCGACAUGGAGACCCAAACAGAUUUUCUGACAGUCGUGUAUUACAUCUUUCGGCAGAACAAACACGCCGCAUUCGGUCUCCAGUCCCUUGUUCUUGUUUCUACCACAGGGGCCAUGUUUGGCGUUCAGACUUGGCAAUCCAGGCUGGCCUGGGCUUUCGCACGAAACAGAGGGUUUCCUUUUCAAUCUUACCUCCGCAGGGUGGUACCGUCGCCAUUCAACACCCCGGUCUGGGCUAUCUUGUGGUCAGCAUGCUGGACGGCGCUGCUGAGCUUCGUGUACCUUGCGUCCAAAACGGCAUUUUCUUCCCUUAUUUCGUGCGGAAUUUUACUGCAAUACCUCAGCUAUGCUGUUCCCCUCGUCUUGCUCCUUUGUCAUGGGCGGCCAAACUUUGCCCACGGUCCCUUCUGGUUUCCCAAGCUUGGUUGUCUUGCAAACUUCUUUACCCUGGCUUGGACCGCAGUCGCUCUUGUCGUGUACUGUUUCCCUUACUAUCUGCCGGUCAGCGCUGCGGAGAUGAACUACACUUCUGUCAUCUUGGUUCUGAUCGGGCUUUACAUCAUUGCAUAUUGGGUGCUUUGGGGCAGCAAGGAGUUUGUUUUACCGGGAAUGGAGGAUACCUGCAAGCUCGACAUCACGGAGAUUAGAACCUGCGAACCGCAAGACCGAAAUCUCUACACGCGCUUCAGACUCGAAGGUCCCAACCAAGUCCUCUGGCACGAGACGCCUCAGCUAUCGGCUCCAGGCCUAUCGAUCAACCCCUCAAAGCCCCUCGAGCUGAAGGAGGCAGGCAUGGAGUACAUCCUGAAAAUCACCGGUCGCCAUGACAAGGACGACGUUGAGUUCAAAUAUGGCCUCUUGACCUGGACGACGGACUCGACGUCGGGGUUCGCCAAGUGCAGAGGUGUGACGGCUGAUGACUGGAACAAGGGGGGCAGCCACUGCCGAACUGAUUCGAGGCAGUUCCAGUGCGAGUUCGCCUGCUAA